Molecule: messenger RNA, 3914 nt
Organism: Astyanax mexicanus (Mexican tetra)
Lineage: Eukaryota; Metazoa; Chordata; Actinopteri; Characiformes; Acestrorhamphidae
Gene: nptxrb
Product: neuronal pentraxin receptor b
Exons: 5
Coding region: 303-1952 (549 amino acids)
Source: RefSeq, a predicted model, not a curated record
AUGCGCGUUUCCCUCCCUCUGUCUCUCUCUACAUCACUCCAUCUAUCCAUCCAUCUAUCUAUGCACAUCUAUGUCAGUGACCAUAGUAACCAGCGCACGGGGAGCUUAGCAACGCAGAGCGGAGGAGGAGGAGGAGAGCUUCACCACAGAUGAAAAAACAGGUCAAUAAAUAAAUAAAGAGUGACUCUGCUGAUCCGCUCCGGAUCAUCUCAGCGCAGAGAAUCAACUGCCGUGUAUCGGAUCCUCCGCUCCGCGCUGAAUCAGGCGGAUUUCGGCCUGUUUUGGUGGUUCUAACCGCGGGGAUGAAGUUCGUCGUGGUGCUGGUGGCCGCCGGCAUGCUGGCCUUCGUGGGCGCGAUCAUCUGCAUCAUCGCCAGCGUGUAUCCGCGCUCCCGGGCCGCCGCGCCCCUGGCCCUGGCCGACAACCACUCCGCCGACGCGCUGCUCUCCUCCGGCUCGGUGGCGCAGGCCGGUCCGCUGGGCGCUCUCCACGGUGCUGAAUUCCCGGGCGCGCUCAACGGACCCGACGGCCCCGACUCUCUGGGCGCGCUGCACCGACCCGACUCAUUCGAGGGGGGUGGGCUCGGCCUGAGCCUGGAGGUGCCCUUCCCAAACGAGCUCACCGGCUCUCCCGGCCCCAAACACUUCUCCUUCAGCCGGCUGAUCUGCACUCCCGUCCCGCCGGGCGACUGCAGGACCCGGAGUCUGAAGGUACAGGCCGACCAGCCGUACGCCGACGGAGGAGACGCCGACGAAGACGAUGACGACUGGGGUCAGCUGAGCGCCGCCGCCGAGGAGCUCCGGCAGACCGUCCUCAGGCAGAACGACCAGAUCCUCAUGGACCAGAGAACCAUCCAGGAGCUGACGGGGAAGCUGUCGGAGUGCGAAAGCGGCCUGGAGGAGAGGAGUGUUCCUGAGCGCACCGUCGGAGCUUGGGCAGCCGGCCGUCGGCGACUCAUGGCCGGGGACGACGUGAGCACCUCGGCAGCACAGCUGCAGACAGCGAGGGCCGUGGAGGAGCUGGAAAGGGCCAUCCUCCAGCUGAAGGACCGCAUCGAGAAGCUAGAGCUGGAGAUGGUUCCUGCGGUGCUGAAUCACUCGGAGGCGGUGGUGGGGGCUCCUGGUGUAUCGGGUCAUGCUAGUGGGCGUGUGGAGGAUGUGGGUGGAGAUCUGGAGAAGAAGGUGAAGCUGCUGGAGGAGGGGAGGAAGAACCUGCGCAAAGAAACACAGAGCCACCACCAGCACAUCGACAAGGGAAUCAACACCCUGCAGGAGCGCAUCUCUGACCUGGAGCAAAGUCUCACAGUCCCCCCAUUCCCACAAGGCUACAAGCUGUCUUUCCCCCUGCGCACCAACUAUAUGUACGGCCUGGUGAGGCGGAAUAUUCCAGAGAUGUAUGCCUUCACAGUCUGCAUGUGGCUGAAGGCGUCUGAGAACGGAAUUGGAACGCCAUUUUCUUACGCCGUGGCUGAACAACCCAAUGAACUUGUUCUCCUGCAGGGGGUUCACAAUCCAGCCGAGCUGUUGGUUAAUGACAAGGUGGCGCAGUUGCCCCUGACCUUCCCUCAGGGCACUUGGCAGCAUGUGUGUGUGAGCUGGACUUUGCGUGAUGGUGUGUGGAAGGCCUAUCAGGGCGGAAAACUAAAAGGGCGGGGCGAGGGUCUGUCAGCGUGGCAUCCAAUCAAAUCAGGGGGUGUGUUGGUGCUGGGACAGGAACAGGACACACUCGGGGGGCGCUUCGAUGCCUCUCAGGCUCUGGUGGGUGAGCUGUCACUGUUUAACCUGUGGGACCGGGUGCUGCCACCGGGGGAGGUGGCUGCCUUGGCGUCCUGCAGAAACCCCCCACAACAGGGGAACGUGGUGCCCUGGAUCGAGCGGGACAUCGAUGUGUUCGGGGGGGCUGUCAAGGAGCCCGUGGACCCCUGCUCUGGUGGGACUGGGGCCCAGAAGUGAGGGGUGGCACUGUGGGGAAGGGGUUGGGGAAUGGCAUGAAGAUUGGAAGGAUGGCUUUGAAGGGUUUCUUGGUGAAGAACGUCCACUGUGGAACUACAUUCAUAUACAUGCUCACUGUUGUGUAUGUGUGCCUGGCAGGGAUUUGUGUAUGUAUGCGUGUGUAUCUGCAGGCAGGGAGGCUGGCUGGUGUCCAUUAGUGUCUGUGUGCACUACCGUUUAAAAGGUCUGGAUUUGUCUUAUCAAUUAUAAUUUAAUUAUCAAACUAUAAUGCUAAUUAAAUUUAGAUUACAUUCCCAAACUGGGUUUAAUGGCAGGUCCAGCUCAACCAGGACACUUAAGGCUUAAAACAGCUAGUCAAGUAAUGUGAUUCAUUGUGUAUGUUGCUGUUUACAGUCAGUGUAAUACACUAAACUCAAAACCUGCUUAGAAUUUUACUGUAAGAACAAACCAUAGCUGGUUAGCUGACUGAUGCAAAGGUUUAACUACUGCCUUAUUUUAAAACUACUAAAAAUGAUCUGUUAUUGAAUGUUAGCCAGAUUAACCAAUGCUAUCUAUCUUACUGCCUGAUAUUGGCCAGUUAGUUGCCAUCCACCAAAGAUGUAGUUGGUUAAAUAUUUUAGAUUAUGUUUUUUUUUUUUAAAUAAGACUAACACUGAUCACAAUAGGCACAAAACACGGUCUAGCUAAAUGGGCAAAAUGAAUAACUUGCUUUUAAGAAAAGACAAGAGCUUGAAACAACCAAACUCAAACAAAAACAAUGGCAGAUUUAUCAAAAAGGCUAUGUUUAGAGCUAAUCCUUAACAUAAAACACAUUCUGUACAUCAGUUAGAGAACUUUCUGUGUUUAAACUGCUAAUAUCACAUUAGAUAACAUUAUCUGUCUGUUUAAACAUCAAGAAAAAACAAGCUUUUCAGAAACAAAGCAGUACUAAAUAAAUCUGUACUAGUUAUUGACUUUUAAGCUCAUCUGUAUACUAUUUUUUUAUAUAAAAGAAAUAGCUUUUUAAUAAUUUUGGAAAAGAUGUGCACUUCCUGAGAUCAUGCCCAGAAACAAUAUAUGUAAUUAUUUUUACUUUUAUUAUAGUUUGCUGUCAUGCUCUGGAAUUCUACCAAUCUAGUAUUUGAUUAAUGCCACUGUAUUUAGGAAAGUUAAAUUCAUAUAUGAGCAACAAAAUGCGUUUUAUAUGACUUUUUUUUAACGGUAGUGCGCCCUACAUGUGUGUCUUCGGAUCUGCAGAGCCAUAUGCUACAAAUGCUAAGCUUUAUCCGUGUUGUCCAAUGUUCUAUGGCUAUAUUUAUGUGUCCCUCACGCCGGUCUGCUCCUUGCCCACAGUAGAGUACUGCAGAAAAGUAAUGUUGCAUUUUUUUCUCUCUCUUUUCCUUCACUGCAUUCAUGCUUUGCUUUCCACUACAGGCAUACAGCUUCAGCAAUGUUUCUGUUCUUGUUUUUGUUUCCUACACAUUUAUACUGUUGUUUGUAAAAUGCUUGUUGGAGUUCCGCCACGACAACCGCCUUUACUGUGUACUAAACUCACUAAAUGUGCAGCGUGAUUUUUGAUAUUUUUAUUAUUACAUUACUUCUUAUAUUUUGUUCUUUUUAUAAUCUAAAUGCAAGGGUUCUUUUGAUAAAUAAUUUGCAAAACGCAAAAGGCCGUGGGAGUAAGAAUCGCAGUACGCUGCAGUAUUUCAUGCGUUUAUUCCGUAUACCAUGGGAUGUUUUCGUCAUCGUGUUUCAGAAGCUCAUCAGUCGCUCUCACGUGUCACGCGGAGUGAAGAAUCAUAAGGAAGUGCCUGUCUGGGUGACCACACCCACUUUUCUUUUUCUUUUUUCUCCUUUUUUGCUAUUGGUUGAUGAUGAUCAGUUGUGAUGUCAAUGUAGUGCUUGUUCAUGCAUUGUUUGCACCGUAAUGGAGUUAUGAUGAUAUUGUGACGUGGAUGAAAACAUAAAAAAAUACUGAUAAAA